UUGGCAGUUCGCCGUCGACCAUUGGUGUCAGCUGCUACGUUCGUCAGAUGGUAAUGUGAAUCGUAGAAUAUCGCAUCGAUCACCGUACCGAAGAAAACGCAUCAAGAUGAGCGGAGGAAUGCCGGAGCUUGGCUCAAAGAUAAGUUUAAUAUCGAAGGCGGAUAUUCGUUACGAGGGUCGCCUAUUUACCGUAGAUCCGCAAGAAUGUACGAUCGCUCUUGCUAAUGUACGUUCCUUUGGAACAGAAGACAGAGAAACUCAACUGCCCGUAGCUCCUCAAAAUCAGGUCUACGAAUAUAUUCUAUUUCGUGGCUCGGACAUAAAAGAUAUUAGAGUUGUUAAUAAUGUUAACUCUAUACCAAAUGAUCCAGCUAUCGUCCAGAUGACUGUACAGCCAUCGAUGGGACAGCAAUCUUAUCAACCGCAACCGACUUAUGCUCAUCCAAUGAUGGGUCAAAUGGGCCCUAUGGGUGGUCAAUAUGGAACUCCUUACGGUAUGACUAUGGGGGCUAUGGGACCAGUAAUGGGCAUGCCGACUACUGCCAGAGAUCCUCGCGGGCCACUGAAUAAACAGCCAAGUGAGUUGAGCUUGGGCCCUGCUGAACCCAAUGCCAUCUCUAUCCCAAACUCACUAUCGACGGCCAAUGUCGACCCAUUACCAAAAGACCAAUCUCUGGAAGAUGGUGUACUGGAUCUUAUUAGCGGAGGAUCGAGAUCAACAACUCCGACAUCUUCAUUAUUGACUAGAAAAAGUCCUACAAUAGAUCAGGGCAUACAAGUAGGACAUCAACAGCAACAGCAGCAACAACAACAACAGCAACAGCAAAGUAGCCUUGGUAAACACGUUGAAAAGCCAAACAUUAGAACCGUUCAACCUCCACGUCGUGAUCACGAAGGACAUGUUGGUGGCAAAACGAGCAAUGCUAUGUCGCAAUAUAACGAUAUGAAGAGAGACGCCAUGAAAUCUGAUGGUCCGAUACAGGGACAAAGUGGACACCCCGGAGGUGGCAGAGGAAAUCGUGGUGGUUGGAUGAAUCGUGGAAAUAUACGUGGCCGAGGUAGAGGACGCGGUGGUUUUAGGGCCAAUCAACCUGGUAAUGCUGGAGCUAAAUCCAAAAACACGCUCAAAUUUGAUAACGAUUACGAUUUCGAACAAGCUAAUACGGAAUUCGAGGAAUUAAGAUCCCAAUUGGCAAAGACCAAAAUCGACGGUGGUACGGAUAACGAGAAGAAAGAUGAUAGCGGUAAUGAAACUGGAGCAGGCGAAGGAGAACCCGAGGAAGAACCGGAAGUUGUUCAUUAUGAUAAAUCUAAAUCAUUCUUUGAUAACAUUAGCUGCGAGGCUGUCGAGAGGAGUAAAGGACGAUUCCAGCGUACGGAUUGGAGGACAGAAAGGAAAUUGAACUCUGAGACGUUCGGCGUGGCUUCGACAAGACGUGGCGGUUUUCGCGGCCGUGGCUACUAUAAUCGUGGUAUGGGAGGAAUGUAUGGGAGAGGUGCUGGCAAUAUCGGUACGUCUGGUUUUCGUGGUGGGUACAGAGGUACUCGAGGCGUCAAUCGCAAGCCCACCAACCAACAACAGAAUAAUAAUCCUGGUAGUCAAGCUCGUGCGACCAACGAACAGUCUACUACUCAGUCGCAGCAGAACAACCGUCUUGUAACUGGAACGGCGUAAAACCUGGAAUAUGCCACACUAUGAACAACGCGCUAUUAAGUAUAAGUAUUCUUUAGAUAAUAAGGCUUUUACGGUAUAUGCUCUGCCCAUACGGACUGAAAAUGAUUUUGGAAAAAUUGGCAAUCUGAUAAAUUUUAGAUUGUCGUUAAAGGAAAUGUUGCGAAGAAUCUCGCGCGUGGGACUCUGCUGGCGCACAGAACUCUCGCAUCUAGACUUUUUUUCGGUGUAAGGGAGACGUUUACUCUACGGGGAAGAAAUGUUUUUUUCUUUUUCCCCUUAGCUUUGGAUAAUGAUCACGAUAUACGCGCGUGCACGCGCACACGACGCACGCACGCACGCACACACAUACACACACGCACGCACACACACGCACAGACACACACACACACACACACACACACACACACACACACACUCUCUCUCUUAUCGAGAAUCGUCCUUUGAUAAUCGUUUAUAUGAUUGAAUGUAGUCUUGUAGUUCGUGUGCGUUCUCGAGAGGAAAUCGUUGCGCUUUUAAUUUUUUUCUUUUCUCUAACAGGCAUCGGAGCAAAUACAGGACACGUUACAUUUGAAUAUGAUCCAUAUGAGACGUUGAAAGCGCAGGCAGGUUUAUAAUAUUGAGAAGAAAUUGACGAAAAAUUACAAGUUCUAGUUUAAAACUUCUCGUUUAUAUUUUAUUUGAAAUGCGAAUUUCUUUCUCUCUAUAAGAUAUUUUUCCUACGACUCUUUCAAGGGGACGUUUCAAGUUUAAUAUGUUUCCCAUAAGCUUCGUAUCGUAAUCAUUAUCACGUCUUUUCGUAUAAGUGUUUAGUAGAUCGAGAUAGGUCAAUAAAGAUGUGGCAGAGAAAAAAUAAAAUGAUAAAAAAAAUUAUACUGGUAAUUAUAUUUGCAUUAGUUAUAAACACCGAUAGGAUAUACUCAGUUUCGGUGAUGCCUCGGAAUAAAAAUAUUCUUAUGAAAAAGAGGAUAGACGUGCGUUUAAUGGCUAUUUCUGGGCUAUGUUGCUUUGUAUUCGUUUGACGGAAGUAUCUUAAGAUAUAGAGAGAAUGCAUGUAUAUAUAAUAUUUAUAAUUAUGUCCUUAAGUGGAUAUGGUUAUAUAUAUAUAUAUAUAUAUAUAUAUAUAUAUAUAUAUAUGUAUGUAUGUAUAUAUAUAUAUAUGUAUGUAUAUAUAUAUAUAUGUAUGUAUAUUCUAUACAUAUAUAUUCUUUUUAUAUCUUUUCGAAGGGUAUACUAGAGAAACUGAGUAUAUUCGUUGGUACUUAUCAAUCGUAAGAGAAUGUGUGACGCUGAGAAUGGAGUUAUUACUAUAGCUAAAUUAUCGCGUGUUUUAUUUUUUGAAUACGCAGACGAAAUUUCGAGAUAACCGACUAGAAGUUUCUACAAUAGAAGGAGAAGAAAAAAAGAAUAAACAAACAAACAAACAAUAUUUAGUUUUAAGCGAAUGGAAGAUUCUUUCGAAGGUAUAAAACUUAUGAUAAUGCGUGAGAGCUCUUUAAAAUGCAAAUAUGUAUAAUCGAUACUGUCCUAUGUACGAAAUCGUCAUCGAACGCGUUCGUAGACGACCGUUAUUCACAUGGUAAAAGAAAGAAAAAAAGACAAACAAGAAUACGACGAAUCGUUUGUACGUUGUACCGUGUGUAAGAGAUCAAUAAGCAGAUGGCGAGCUUAAGGGGAUGAUUAUAAAUUGAAAGUACAAGUCACAUUUAACAGUGAAACGUGCACUAAUCGCAGCGAAGAGACCAAAACGCGAAUCGCUCUGCAUGAAAAAUUGACUUCGGUGCAUAGGGUAAAGAUUUUUUCGACUUUGUGACUGUAUCAGUAAUUAGAAAAGUGGCCUAACAUUUAAUUUUUUAUCAUUUAUUUUGAGUUCCAUCGAUCCAUAUUAUAAAAACAGAAAAACAUGAUAUUUCGGUAAAUAUAUGGCUUUGGUCUCUUUCAUAAUCAUCAUUUCAUUCGACUCUUCCAUUUCAAAGCGGUGUGUGUUUCCAAGAAAAAAAAAAAAGAAAAAAAAAAAAAAGAAAAAAAAAGAAAAAAAAAGAAAAAGAAAAAAAGAAGAAGAAAGAAAAAAGAAACAAAACAAAAUAGGAAAAAUUAAAAAAUAACGACGCGAUAUUCGAGAAAGUACUUACAAUUAGAAUGAACGAAAAAAAAGAAUACUUUAUACUUGUAUGACGCACGUCGAGUCUGCUGCUGACCUUCUCUCAUUCAUAAAACUUCAUUGAGAGACUCCUCGAACAUAAAGAUUGAUAAUGAGAAGGAGGAGAAGGAGGAGGAGGAUGGGGAUGGGGAUGGGCGAAAAUUAUCGAAGAUACAGAAAAAGGAAAACGAAUGUAACCUGUCGCCAGUAGACUAGAUGAUAUAUCGUCAUCAUUAAUUAACAGCAUGGUUUUAUUAUAUUUGUCGUGUGUAUGUGAAAGAUUUGGGGGUAUUGCUAAGGAUAGAGGGAAGGUAGGUAACGUCGUUCUCCUUUUUUUUCUUUUUUGUUUUCUUCUUUUCGAUAGUUUUUACCGACAAAUUUUGCUCUUAUUUUUUCCUCGAUCUGGGUUACAUACAUUUUACAUGUUCAAAAUUUAAGAAUCAAGUGAAAUUCCAUUAAUAUCUCAUUCGAUCGAAGGAACUUUGCGAAUCAUGUAUAUGUAUCGUAUAACUUCGUCUUUACGUAUUUCGAAUAUGGUCCGCGUGACACGAUGCUGCACUUUGACGAUCGUGAAAGUAAUAAAAAAUUAGAAAAAAAGCUGGAUGAUCAAUGCCCCUUAGACGAGGAAAAGGAGUAGGAGAAGAAGGAAGACAAGUCUGAAAAGAAGGAUAACGGUGUAAUAAUGCGGAGAAGACAAAAAGUAUGUGUAUUAUUUGCGACUGUUAUUUUUCUAUGGCUCUUGCCAAGAUCCACGCAUAUAUACAAAUGUAUACAUAACGUAAGCCAAGAUUUAGUUAUACAUACGUUACAUAUAUAUAUAUAUAUAUGUAUAUAUAUAUAUAUAUAUAUAUAUAUAUAUAUAUAUAUAUAUAUAUAUAUAUGACGAUGGUGGUAAUGAUAACAUAUUGAUAAUGAUAAUAAUAAUAAAAUAAUAAUAAUAAUAAUAAUGAUGAUAAUAAAAAAAAAUAAAAAAAAUAAACCUUCAUAGUCUAUCGGCGAUGCGGCCAAACGAAGUAUAAAGAGAAUAAUAAAAACAGAAAAAAAACACAAAUCAAGUGUAUAUUAAACGUAGGCAGAUAAGAAGAAAAAAAGUAUAUGUUUUAAGUUUCUUGCAUUAUGCAUGGGGAGAAUAUUAUUACACGAUGUACGCGAUUUUCCAACGAUAAGUUUUUGUUUUGUACAGCGGAUAUUGUGAAUCCCGAUGCUAUGAAUAAUACUGAAAUAAUGAAAUAAUACGCGGUGUAUGAUCUUUGUAA
Vespa velutina is the source of this 5068-nucleotide messenger RNA. It is a transcript of the gene tral, whose product is annotated as protein LSM14 homolog A. Gene Ontology annotation, biological process: P-body assembly; cytoplasmic stress granule assembly. Lineage: Eukaryota; Metazoa; Arthropoda; Insecta; Hymenoptera; Vespidae. Bases 107 to 1675 code for a protein of 522 amino acids. The record is from RefSeq and is a predicted model, not a curated record. Gene Ontology annotation, cellular component: P-body. Gene Ontology annotation, molecular function: mRNA binding. The transcript is spliced from 7 exons.